AUGUCGACCGCGGUGUUUGCCUACAAGGGCGGCCUCUUUACCAGCAUAUCCCACCCGUGGCUCGAGAGCGCAGCGGAACGCACCUCCACGACGCUGGCACGGAGUGGCAUCACGCUCCAGAGCACCUUCAUGCAGAGGACUCUCGAGGUGGACGAGAGCGUGCAGGAGACGUGCCGAGUCUUGGCGUUCGUGAGCGGGGUGCUGAUGCUGGUGGUCAUCCUCUUCAUCUCGCUCUCGUUCAAGCACAUCAAGCGGACAACGGCGAUGGUCUCGGAAGCCACCAGCGUCCUCCGCAAUUCUCCAGGCCUCACAUCGCCCGACCCCCGAACGACCAUAACUCUCGCGGUGCUCGCUGGCUGCGGCACUGUCCUGGCUUACAUCUGGACCGACCCCACCCAUUCAUACGAGGCGACGCUGAGCUGGGCGGAGGAAGCGGCGCGGCGCCUCAAUGGGACAGCAGGCAUACACUUCCAGGUGGACUCGGCGAUGCUCUCCUGGCUGCCCGUUUACGAAUCGGGGUACGUUGCCUUUUGCGGUUUGUGGACGUAUUUCUUUUGCGAGACGAUCUCCACCACCGUCAUCUCGGGCUGUGCCGUGUACUACUAUUUCAUCGACUCGGACACCGCCGGACAUCGUGACGAGCGCUAUGAGGACAACCAGACGAAUCUGGUCACCCUCACGCAGCUGCGUCAGGUGUGCUCUUGCAACCUUGGCACGAUGGCCUUUGGCUCCCUGAUCCUCGCGCUAGCGCUCCGCUCCAUGCUCGAGCUGGUCGAUCGCGUCGCGCAGAAGGACUACGAUGAGGUCAACUGCGUGCUGAGCUACACGCUCAAGUGCUGCAAGUGCUGCCUGCUCUGCUUUGAAAAGUCGAUCAAGUUCCUCACUUCGUACGCGUACACCUUCGUCGUCCUCGAGAAUCGCGGCUUCUGCUCUGCUUGCUUCAUGUCGUACAACCUCCUCUCGGAGUACGCGGCCCAGGUCGCCAUAAACCAGGUGGUGUGUAUCGGCCUCUACUGGAUCCAGAUCACGGUGACGCCGGUCGUCUGCUUUGUGUGCUCCUACAACAUCAUGACUGAUACAAACAACGACGGUGAGAUCGACGCGAGCAGCAACUACGGUCCUCUCGUGGUCAGCGGUGCCAUCGCCACCAUCGCCUUCCUGCUGGCGCGCGCGUUUGCGGCCGUGUACGAGCAGACUGUGACGGCGCUAACGGUGUGCGUGCUGCACGACAUCGACGAGUACGAUCCGCCCUUCAUCUCGCGCCGGCUGUACGAGGCCUUUGAGCUGGAGCCAGAUUGGGAGGAGUUCCGCGCAAAGGGCCUCGGCCGGCAGCGCCGCCAGUACCGUGGGGAAGGGCUGGGCAAAGCGGAUUUGGAACACGAGAAUAGGGGGCCUGGGGACCAAGACAGGACGCCGGACCGCUGGUGGGCGGGCGUCGCAAGGAAGAAAGAGUCUGAGGCAGUGGGUGGCGACGCCGACGGGGAGUCGCGGUCGGAAUAUGAAUCUGCCGGGAGUGCCCGGAGCGAAGCAGGAGGCGCCCGCGACGGUGUAAGGUAA
This is a messenger RNA of Emiliania huxleyi CCMP1516, 1557 nucleotides long. RefSeq lists its product as hypothetical. Bases 1 to 1557 code for a protein of 518 amino acids. Gene Ontology annotation, molecular function: transmembrane transporter activity. Gene Ontology annotation, biological process: transmembrane transport. The transcript has 4 exons. The record is from RefSeq and is a predicted model, not a curated record. Lineage: Eukaryota; Haptophyta; Isochrysidales; Noelaerhabdaceae. Gene Ontology annotation, cellular component: membrane.